Neurospora tetrasperma FGSC 2508 is the source of this 2757-nucleotide messenger RNA. RefSeq lists its product as uncharacterized. Gene Ontology annotation, cellular component: nucleolus. NCBI's taxonomy places the organism in Eukaryota, Fungi, Ascomycota, Sordariomycetes, Sordariales, Sordariaceae. Gene Ontology annotation, molecular function: protein binding; RNA binding. The record is from RefSeq and is a predicted model, not a curated record. The coding region runs from base 1 to 2682 and encodes 893 amino acids. Gene Ontology annotation, biological process: ribosomal small subunit biogenesis. The transcript has 3 exons.
AUGGCACCCUCCAUGAGGAUAAAGGCUCCAAAAUUGCCUGACAACCUCCUGAAGGAGCUCGGCGUAGAAGGUGAGCAACAAUCGCACGGAGGUCGCAAGAAUCAAUUCCAAUCUAGAAAGGAUCGCCGUAAAGCAGAGAGAACACAGAAAAGGAUCCACCGCACCUCGUCCACAAGAAGUUACCAUACCGAGCGCGCUACAGCCCCAAAACCACAGAAGAAGGUCGAUGUCGCAUCGACAAAGGAAGCAAAGGAACCCAAGCCCAUCUUGAAGAACGGGAAGAAACGACCAUUGGAGGAUGAGGAUGAAGAUGUUGCCCUCGAAGAGAACGAUAAUGAGGGUUUCGAUGACGAGGGCGAUAUCGAUCUUGACGAGGACGAGGACGACGAGCUAGACCUCGACGAAGAAGACGACAAAGACGGCGAAGACGUGGACGAUGAAGAGGAAAGUGAUAUCCCAACACAAAUCAUAUCGAAGUCGCAGCCAAAAAUUUCAAAAACUGUCAUGGAACGAUUGGCGCAAGACGACAAGGAGAUCGCCGACCUCGAAAAGAAGCUCGGCAUCAAGGGACGCAAAUCGCUUCCCAAGUCCUUCCAGGAGGAUGGUCUUCUUGAUCUACUAGAAGGCCUCCCUGGCGUAGACGACGAAACAGCCGAGAAAAGGAAGCGGAAGUCUGAAGCGGAUGAGUGGCUUGCGGCGAAAAGGAGGAAAGCGGAAGAGGCGAAGAAGACGAAGGAAUUCGAACUAGACGAGGAAGAAAAUGAAGUCUCCGAACUGGACGAGGAGGACGAUGGCUUGGACGAUCUCUUAGAGGGAUUGAACUCUGACGAAGACAACGACUUUGGAGGAUUUGACGAGGACGAGGACGACGACGACGACGACGACGACAACGACGACGACGAAUCCGACAACGACGAAGAAACGCUACAAAAGCCGCCAGAACGAGUCCGCGAAAACCCAUAUGUUGCGCCCACAACUGGGCGGACUGUAGUAAAAUACGUGCCACCAUCGAAGCGACAGGAGGCGGGCUCAGAAGCGGAGUUGGUGGCCCGCAUUCGCCGUCAAACACAAGGUCUCAUCAACAGGAUGACAGAGUCUAAUCUUUUAUCCAUCAUUAUGGACUUUGAAAGGCUUUACCGCGACAACCCGCGACAACAUCUUACGUCGAACAUUGUCGAUCUCCUACUCAUUCAGGUGUGCGAGCCAACGACGCUGCCUGAUACGUUGCUCGUGCUUACCGCGGGUUUCGCUACCGGUAUCUUCAAGGUGAUUGGUAUGGACUUUGGCGCACAAUUAAUCCAAGAAGUGAUCGAGCGAUUUGAUAGGCAUUAUGAAGAGGCCAAGGAGGCUGCAAAGGAGCGGCCAGACGUACCGAAACAGACAUCCAACCUCAUCACUUUCCUAUCCGAACUCUAUAACUUUCAACUCGUGGGCCCUAACUUGCUCUUCGAUUUCAUUCGAAUCCUUUUGGGUGAUCUUUCGGAGCUGAACGCGGAACUUUUGCUCAGGAUUGUGCGCAUCGCUGGCCCAGCCCUCCGACAAGAUGACCCCAUGUCUGUCAAGGACAUUGUUACCCUUAUCCGCCCGGCUGUUGCCAAGAUCGGAGAGAAGAACCUCAGCGUCAGAACUAAAUUUAUGAUUGAGACCAUCAACGACCUGAAAAACAACAAGAUGAAGACGGGUCUAGGCGCUUCCGCCGUUCUCACGGAGCACACAACCAAGAUGAAGAAGCUUUUGGGCACCUUGAAAACCAUGAAGACGGCCGAGCCUUUGCGAAUGACCCUUGCCGAUAUACGCGAUGCCGACAAGAAGGGCAAAUGGUGGCUUGUAGGCGCUAGCUGGGCAGGCAAAGAUAAGGACAGUGACAAGAAGCCAUUGACUCAGGACGGUGUCAUACAGGAUAGCGUUGACUCGGACGACGAAAGCUUUGUCUUGGAGGAUGUCGAGGACAUGCCUGACCUCGGAGAACUUGCCAGAGAAAACCAGAUGAACACGGACGUGCGCCGGUCCAUCUUUGUGUCGAUAAUGUCCGCCACGGACUACGAGGAUGCCUACUACCGCAUCCUCAAGUUGCGCCUGAACAAGGAGCGACAGAGAGAGAUUCCAUACGUGAUCAUCCAGUGUGCCGGCGCAGAGCAGGUCUACAACCCAUACUACACCUUGGUGGCCAAGAAGCUUUGCGGGGAUCGCAAAAUCCGGUGGUCGUUCCAAGACGCGCUCUGGAAGCUAUUCAGGCGUCUCGGAGAGUCAGUUUUUGGCGAUGACGCAGAGGAUGGGGAGGAUGUAGAUGCGAUGGACAUGCGGCGGCUUGUCAACAUUGCAAAACUGUUCGGGGCCAUGGUGGCAGGUGGAUCGCUAGGGUUGGCAAUUCUGAAAUGCCUCAAUUUGCCUUAUCUACAAACCAAGACGCGGGCGCUAGUGGAGAUCCUGCUGAUUACUGUGCUUCUGGAAGCCGGAAAAGGCGGCGACAAGGAUCGGGAUGAGACGAUUACUUCGGUGUUUGUGGCUGUGGAAGGGAUCCCCGAGCUUGCCAGAGGCCUGCAAUGGUUCAUCAAGAAGGUGGUCCGGAAGUCGGAUCUCGCGGGAGGAGCGGCCAACACCAAGCUCGUCAAGGAGGGUUGCAAGACAGCCAUGGCGGCCUUGGAGCAUGCGCUGCUCGCCGCCGAAGGCUUGGUGGAAUGAUUUUGCUUUGUUGGAUACCUGUAUAUAGAUCGGAUAUCUUCGGGAAUAGCAACAUAAUGAUCAGGGAUACAAGUG